This is a messenger RNA of Tachyglossus aculeatus (Australian echidna), 1516 nucleotides long. It is a transcript of the gene ST3GAL6, whose product is annotated as ST3 beta-galactoside alpha-2,3-sialyltransferase 6. The record is from RefSeq and is a predicted model, not a curated record. The coding region runs from base 252 to 1247 and encodes 331 amino acids. Gene Ontology annotation, molecular function: beta-galactoside alpha-2,3-sialyltransferase activity. NCBI's taxonomy places the organism in Eukaryota, Metazoa, Chordata, Mammalia, Monotremata, Tachyglossidae. Gene Ontology annotation, biological process: glycolipid biosynthetic process. The transcript has 11 exons.
AGGACCGGAGGAGGAGGAGGAGGAGGACAGACCGGGCCCGGGACCCCGCCCCACCCGGUUUCUGUAAGAGAAGAGGUAUCCUGAUCCUGGAGUUGGGACCAGAGGCCCAAAGACAGUUUAAGAAAUCGUGGAGGGCAGACGUCUCCAACUCCUGCAGCCCCACCCCUUCCCUAUCUUCCAGUUUGACAGAAGAGCAUUGAGGCAGAUUGCCUCCGGCAGACUGGCUCUUCACAAAGGCAGGUGUGCCAGCCAUGAGAGGAUACCUUGUGGUCAUAAUCCUGGGUGCUGGCUUUCUCUAUUACGUGCUUCAUUGUAUUUUGUGGAAAACAAACACUUACUGGAUGCCCCCUUUGGAGAUGGAAAGGAGAAAUAAAAUCCUGACCUGCUCAGCGAAGCCAGCAUUCGAGCCCAUAUUGAACAUCCGUGGAAUCCACCCCUUCCUGUGUGCAAGUGACUACAAGAAAGUGGCUGAACUCCGUGGGAGCCACAGGAUCGACUUGCCUUAUGGCAUCAGGAGAUCGGAGAGAUAUUUUCAACUCGCUCUCUCGAGACUGCAGAGUUGUGAUCUGUUUGAUGAAUCUGACAAUGUGCCAUGUAAAAGAUGUGUCGUUGUGGGUAACGGAGGAGUGCUGAAGAAUAAGACAUUGGGAGAGAAAAUCGACUCUUACGAUGUGAUAAUAAGAAUGAAUAACGGUCCUGUUCUAGGCUAUGAAGACGAUGUUGGAAGGAAGACCACCUUCCGGCUGUUUUAUCCAGAGUCUGUUUUUUCAGAUCCAGUUCACUAUGAUCCCAACACUACUGUCAUUCUUACUGUCUUCAAACCACAAGAUUUAAAGUGGCUAUGGGCUCUGUUAAGUGGUGGAAAAGCAAGCCCGAAUGGCUUCUGGAAGAAACCAGCCUUGAACAUGAUCUACAAGCCCAGCCAAAUCAGGAUCCUGGACCCCAUCAUUACCCGCAUAGCUGCUCACCACCUGCUUCAUUUCCCCAGAGUGUUCCCCAAGAAAGAGAAGCCAAAACACCCGACGACUGGGAUGAUCGCGAUCACACUGGCAUUUCAGAUAUGCCACGAAGUCCACCUGGCGGGCUUUAAAUACAACUUCACUGACCAUCAUGGUUCUUUGCACUAUUAUGGGAAUGACACCAUGACUCAGAUGAGCCAGAAUGCAUACCAUAAUAUAACAGCAGAGCAAAUCUUUUUGAAGAAUCUUAUAGAAAAGGACUAUAUUAUCAAUUUGAUAAAAGAUUGAUGACAAGUACUAAGGACUCCCAAAGAAGCAUAAUUGAUGUUUCAUCAGUAUUUUAUUUUUUAUACUGAAAUUUUAGUUUAUUUUUUAAAAUGACACAUUCAUUUACCAAGAAGCGUGUGUGGGGCGGGGGGAAGAGUCAUGACAGCUAGAAUGUCUGUUGCUUUUGCUGGUCAGUGCUGUUCCAGCAGGAAUCUAUUUCUGUGAAUAUUUAAUUAUGAAACCAAAACUCAACUUCCAGCUAAUUUAUCAGGGAAAUAAAUAUCAAAGCA